CUUCAAAUUACUCUCUCUCUCUCUCUCUCCAAUAGCAUGAUGAAACCAAUAUUUGUUUACGCAAUUGUCACAAUUGUCAUUCUGUUUCUCCUCUCCCGCUCAUCCAACAAAACAGAACCAGAUCAGAUUCACAAUUCUCACCCCACCGAACAAACUGUUUCCGAGUGGGAGGAAGAAGAUGAAUUCAAUCUCAAAAACAAAAUCGUCCACAUCUUCCCACAAAUUGAUGUUGAUCCCACUGAUCAGUUCAUCUCCGUUCAUGAAUUGACUCAGUGGAACCUUCACCAUCACACUCAGAGAGAGAUGGUCAUUUACGAUAAGGACCAUGACGGAUUUGUUUCUUUCUCCGAUCUUAACAGUUCCAUCACAGAUGAUGAUUCUUUUGGUUAUGAUAUGAGGCUGUUGGAAGAAGAGCAUUUUAAUGCAUCCGAUGCAGACGGAGAUGGUCUUCUAAACUUUGCUGAAUUAAAUGAUUUUCUUCACUCGGCUAACAGCAACAGCCCAAAGCUUCAACAAUGGUUGUGUAAAGAGGAAGUCAGGGAAAGUGAUAUGGACAGAGAUGGGAAGGUCAAUUUUAGAGAAUUCUUCCUUAGGCUCUUUCAUUUGGUAAGAAAGUAUGAUGAAGAAAAUUACAUUGAUCCACAUCAUUCUGAUGAUUCAAUGGAUGCUUCAGCUAAACUUUUGUUUUCUCAGCUUGACAAAGAUUGCGACGGGUUUUUGUCGGAUACUGAACUACUGCCUGUAAUUGGGAAACUCCAUCCAUCUGAGCAUUAUUAUGCAACAAAACAAUCAGAAAACUUCAUUUCACAGGCACAGGAUAACAAAGAUGGGCACCUUAGUUUGACUGAGAUGAUUGAGAAUGCGCAUAUAUUAUAUGCUGCUAUUUUCCCAGAUGAGUUCUUUUAAGUACUUGUUCUUUGAAGUUCUUCAGUCGUCGACAGGGGCGGACCUCUUCGAGGCUUGGUGUGGCUAUAGCCACACCAGCCCAGCUCAGCUCAAUUUUUUUUUUUUAAAAAAUAAAUAAAUAUUUUAUAAAUAAUUUUAGGUCAUUUUGUAUAUAUAUUCAUACAAAUAUUAAUGUAAAUAUUAGUUUAGAGUUUAUUAUUGAUGACUCUAAGUCCCUCGUACAUAUAUUAGUUUAAGCAUUAGUGCAAAUAUUAGUUUCUAGUCUAUUAAUGAUGUCAAGUCUUUCAUUAUAUGUAAAGUAUUAUUUUAAGCUAUAUAUAGUUUAAUUUUAUAACAAUUAACUUUAACUUUGUUUGACAAAAAAAUGUGAAUAACUAAUUGAAUUUGUAGUAUUGGGUAAAAUUGUCAAUUCAACUGGAAUAUAAAUAUGAAAUAACAUAAUUAAUAUUUAAUUUUUUGAAGUAAGAUAGAGUAAAAUUGAAAUAAAAAUUAAUUAGUUAUAAACUAAUUGAAUUAGUUUAUCAAAAUAAACUAUAUGCUAGUAUAAUUUUGUGUUCUAUAUAUUUUGGUCUAAGGUAGAAUCUUGUGAAGACUCUAACAAUAGUGAUAUGCAUGAUUUAACAAUUAUAGUCUUUUUCUUAUUCGAAUAGAAAUUUUGUGGUUUUUUUUUAUGUUUGUUUUUUUUAAAAGAAAUUUUAUAGUUCGUUGAUUUGUUGUUCUUUUUUUGGAGAUACAUGUUAUAUUGUUUGUUGUUCAACUGAAUUAUAAGUGAAUUUUUUUUUCGAGUAGUGCCUAAAAUUUUUAGCCCCACCAAUUAUUUGUGUCUGGGUCCGCCCCUGGUCGUCGAUCUCAACUACAUUCAGUGAAGAUUUUCGUUCUUAUAUUCUGUAAUCAUUGAUUGCAGGAAAUUUUGGCAAAUGAGUCUAAAUUUGAAUACCAUCAUUGCAAUUUUUUGCAAUAUCAGUGACAUUGAGUCAGUUUUGAGUUGAAUGGCACAAGCUCAUUGUAGCAGCAGGGAACAAAAUUGGUAGUGGUACUAAUAAUGGACAAGAACUGGAUCUUCAAUUGGUGUUGCUAAUAAGCGUCGAAUGCUCAUGAAAUCAAAAAAAGGAGUUGGUGAGUGCUAAACUCACGUUGGGCAAUGAUUUUGAGCAGGUGCAGUUAGUAGGAUUUCAAGUCAGCAGCAAGUGAAUGGAGAGAUCUAACAUGUUUGGUACCAUGGUGAGUUUGUUGAGAUUACAGUGUAGCUUUUGGAAAAUCAUGAUGGCUCAUCCUGAUUUCGGAAAACUCAUUAUGAUACCAAACAUGCAUUAUGCGAUUAAGAUUGGGUGCUAAAUGUCUUUAGCUAUUGUUUUAUUGUUAUGUUUAAUGUUUUCUUUGCUGUACUGUGUUUUGUGAAUCGUUUGUUUUUGUGGCUGUGGCCUAUGGGUGUUCUAGACCGUGCAAACUCUGUAAUUUUUAUUGUUCUUUCCUUAGCAGUCUUGUGCCUAGAUUAGAGCCAUAAUAAUGUAUUUCUUUGCAUCUUAAUAAUUAGACUGACUUCAAUCAUAUCACCGGCAAAGACAUGGAGAGUCAUAUUUUUUACUUUUAAAGAAUAUUGUUGACAGUCGUUAAAA
Messenger RNA from Trifolium pratense (red clover), 2522 nucleotides. Its product is annotated as calcineurin subunit B-like. Gene Ontology annotation, cellular component: endoplasmic reticulum. Bases 37 to 906 code for a protein of 289 amino acids. The record is from RefSeq and is a predicted model, not a curated record. The transcript has 6 exons. Gene Ontology annotation, molecular function: calcium ion binding. Lineage: Eukaryota; Viridiplantae; Streptophyta; Magnoliopsida; Fabales; Fabaceae.